CUGCACGCUGCUGCUCAGUUUCAUGGAACAAGAGCGAGGGUGGUUCACUGUCCAUUCACUGGAAUCCACCGUAGUUACUGCUGUACAUUUUAGCACUCGACUUUAGUUUUUUCUUUCUUUAUAUAACUCCCAACACUUGAGUCAACUAGUGAAAAAUGUCGGUUGUAGGUUUUGACGUCGGGUUUAUGAACUGCUAUGUAGCGGUAGCAAGAGCCGGAGGCAUUGAAACUGUCGCUAAUGAAUACAGCGACCGAUGUACACCAGCAUGCGUUUCAUUUGGACCCAGAAAUCGAUCAAUCGGUGCUGCUGCAAAAAGCCAGGUUGUCACAAACUGCAAGAACACAGUCCAAGGGUUCAAGAGGUUUCACGGCAGAGCGUUUUCAGAUCCCUAUGUGCAGUCCCUCAAAAGCAGCCUGGUUUAUGAUAUUGCACAAAUGCCUUCAGGAACAACAGGCAUCAAGGUGAUGUACAUGGAGGAGGAGAAGGUGUUCAGCAUUGAGCAGGUCACUGCGAUGCUGCUGACCAAGCUGAAGGAGACAGCAGAGAGUGCUCUGAAGAAGCCUGUAGCUGACUGUGUCGUGUCUGUUCCCUGCUACUACACGGAUGCUGAGAGGAGAUCAGUGAUAGAUGCGGCUCAGGUUGCUGGACUCAACUGCUUGAGGCUGAUGAAUGAAACAACUGCAGUUGCUUUGGCAUAUGGGAUCUAUAAACAGGACCUCCCUGCUCCGGAGGAGAAGCCCAGAAACGUGGUGUUUGUGGAUCUCGGCCACUCUGGUUAUCAGACAUCAGUGUGUGCCUUCAAUAAGGGCAAACUGAAGGUUCUUGCCACAGCGUGCGACCCCCAGCUGGGAGGUAAAGAUUUCGACGAGGUACUGGUCAAAUACUUUGUAGAAGAAUUUGGCAAGAAGUACAAACUUGAUGUCAAGUCCAAGCCCAGAGCUCUGGUCAGGCUCUACCAGGAGUGUGAAAAACUGAAGAAGCUCAUGAGCGCCAACUCCUCUGACCUGCCGCUGAACAUCGAGUGCUUCAUGAAUGACAUCGACGUCUCUGGACACAUGAACAGGGGUCACUUUGAAGAGAUGUGUGCUGAUCUCUUGGCUCGAGUUGAGCCUCCUCUUCUUAGCCUGUUGGAACAUGCCAAACUGAAAAAGGAUGACAUCUAUGCAGUUGAGAUAGUAGGCGGCGCCUCCAGAAUCCAAGCUGUUAAAGAGAGAAUCAGCAAAUUAUUCGGGAAGGAGCUGAGCACCACGCUGAAUGCUGAUGAAGCAGUGGCAAGAGGAUGUGCCUUGCAGUGUGCAAUACUUUCCCCUGCCUUCAAAGUCCGGGAGUUCUCCAUCACAGAUGUGGUUCCGUAUCCAGUCUCUCUGAAGUGGCACUCUGCUGCAGAGGAAGGUUUAAGUGAUUGUGAGGUAUUUCCUAAGAACCACGCAGCACCUUUCUCCAAAGUGCUGACCUUCUACCGGAGGGAGCCUUUCUCUUUGGAGGCGUACUACGCUUGUCCCAAUGAGCUGCCUUAUCCUGAUCCCAUCAUUGGUCAGUUUCUGAUCCAGAAGGUUGUCCCACAGACAUCUGGAGAAAGCUCAAAGGUGAAAGUGAAGGUGCGGGUGAACAUUCAUGGCAUCUUCAGUGUGUCCAGCGCCUCUUUGGUCGAAGUGCAAAAGUGUGAUGAGGGAGAGGAACCCAUGGAAACUGAACAAGUCUCUGACAAGGAUGGAGAGAACAAGAUGCAGACUGAUCAGGGUGGGCAGGAGGCUCAAGGGGAAGCUCAGAAGGAAACGGAGGAGAAGACGCCUCAAGAGAAUGAAGAGAUGGAAACGAGCACGGAGGAGGGCAAGAGUGAGAAAAAGUCCGACCAGCCCCCUCAAGCCAAAAAGGCUAAAGUCAAGACAAAAGUGCUGGAGCUUCCCAUUGAAAACAGCCCUCAGUGGCAGCUAGCAAACGACAUGCUCAAUCUUUUUGUAGAAAACGAGGGUAAGAUGAUCAUGCAGGACAAGCUGGAGAAGGAGAGGAACGAUGCCAAGAAUAAUGUAGAGGAGUAUGUGUACGAUAUGAGGGACAAACUGCACGGGAUGCUGGAGAAGUUUGUCAGUGAAUCUGACCGAGAUGCUCUGUCGCUAAAGCUGGAGGACACUGAAAACUGGCUGUAUGAAGAGGGAGAGGACCAACCGAAACAGGUUUACAUUGACAAACUGGCAGACUUGAAGAAACUUGGGCAGCCCAUCCUGGAGCGGUACAUGGAGGCAGAAGACAGACCCAAAGCUUUCGAUGAGAUGGGAAAACAAAUUCAGCAGUACAUGAAAUUUGUUGAAGCCUACAAAAUGAAGGAUGAGCAGUACGACCAUUUGGAGGAAGCAGAUGUAACCAAAGUGGACAAGCUCACCACCGAAACAAUGAUGUGGAUGAACAGUGCCAUGAACCAGCAAAGCAAGCAGAGCCUGACCGCAGAUCCAGCGGUUAAAGUCAAAGACAUAAGAGCAAAAACAAAGGAGCUGUUCUCUGCCUGCAACCCUGUUGUGACCAAGCCCAAGCCAAAGGUGGAGCUCCCCAAGGAGGAGGUGGCUGCGGAGCAGAACGGUCCUGUCAACGGACAGGAGAAGUCCCCCGAGGAACCUGUGGACAAAGGAACAACUGAGAGCACAGGCAAUCCAACCUCAGAAUCUACAGAGAACAAGCCUGACAUGGACCUUGAUUAAACCGCUUCCUGAAGCAAAGCAACAGGAGCUAAUGGAGUCGGACUGAGAUGCAGCCUGGCUCCACAUCAGAGCUGGAGGAGUGUUAUAGGAACUGCACACGACAGUCAAAAGCAGGCAGACUGUUGAGCUCACUGAGGUCAGCUCAUGGUGGCACAUCUGCCUAAUAUAGCAUGCCCUCUGUCUUUCUGGAUGACUUAAAUCUAAAACCAGCUGCAAAUACUCUGUUUGACAACGAACGCUGUACACAUGAUGGUAUUUAUUUCUGUUGUGUGCUCUGUAUCUGUUCUGGUCUGUGUCACAAUAUGGUUUUAAUAAAGUGAUUGAAAACCUCUCA
Molecule: messenger RNA, 3027 nt
Organism: Nematolebias whitei (Rio pearlfish)
Lineage: Eukaryota; Metazoa; Chordata; Actinopteri; Cyprinodontiformes; Rivulidae
Gene: hspa4b
Product: heat shock protein 4b
Exons: 19
Coding region: 156-2693 (845 amino acids)
Biological process (GO): protein folding
Cellular component (GO): cytosol; nucleus
Molecular function (GO): ATP binding; ATP-dependent protein folding chaperone
Source: RefSeq, a predicted model, not a curated record